Triticum turgidum subsp. durum (durum wheat) is the source of this 2337-nucleotide messenger RNA. Lineage: Eukaryota; Viridiplantae; Streptophyta; Magnoliopsida; Poales; Poaceae. The record is from the annotation of a GenBank genome assembly.
AUGUCUAAUCUAAACCAAACCUGCUCCAAUGAUGCAUUGGACUACUUCAAUGAGAACAUAGGGCUAAGAGGGCCAAUCACGCGAGUCAAUGCUCUCAUAGUGGUUAACGCCAUCUUGAUGGGGUUCAUGGUCGGUAUAGGCGCCUAUGGCCAUCGCUACCGGCACAAUCCACUGAUCCGUUUCCUCUUCCUGGCUGCCACCAUAUUGUUCUUGCCCAUUGUCUCUUAUAUUGUCUCUUCCAGCGGUUUAGGCAUUGGCAAGUUGACCAGCAUACUACACUAUGGUGAGUUGCUCAUAAAAGGGGAAUGUUAUACAGGAUUACACAUAAUCUUCAUCCUUAUAUGGACGGGUUUUGUCUUGAUUAUUGGUAUCAAUACCACUGCACUAGUGGCAGCUGAUGCUAGGGAAGGUCGAAGCAUUCAUCCCAAUAUGACGCUACUUAUUCAAGCAUUAUGGACUUGCUACCUAGGGAUAUACACCUCCAAAAUGUUUGUUCUCAAAAGUUUCGGCAACUUAUUGCUUCUUGGGGCAGUUGGUUUUAUAUUUGUCAAAUUACUUCUGAAGUAUUAUGCAUGGUGCAUUGCUAGAAAAUCAUUAGCCUUUGGGCGCAAUCCUCGUCUUAUUGUUGGAUACAUGGAGCAGCUACAGGAUGGAGGCCAUAUUGUUAUGUCAGAAAGUGAGCAUAUACCUCCUCCACUUAUAGUUACUGGUGAGCACAACAUGCAGGUGCAGGAGAAGCCUUGUGGCUACAAAUUCAAGUGGAUAUCCAGCAGAGUGACAGGUGAUAUGAACAGCAAGGGAUUAGUGACCUUUGAUAAAGUCUGGCAGUUGAAUGACACACUUUUGAGGUCAAAGUCACUAGAGCUAAAAGAACUAUGCUUUUCAUUCGCAUUAUUUAAACUGCUACGGUGUCGAAUUGCAAGGUACACAAUUACUGAGGUUGGUUUCAUCAAGGGCAGUAACUUCUUGCGACAAAUGUUGCUUGAAGAUAAUGAUGGUGAGAGAGUAUUUGCGGCAAUUGCACAUGAGCUUUCUUUUCUUCAUGAUUAUUAUUAUUCACCCCAUCCAAUCACAUAUUCAAGAAGUUGGCUGCCAAUUGUGAGCAUAUUCAUUUCAAUACUGAGCAUAUUUUACAGCUUAGUUGUCUUGAAAGAUAUAACGAUUGGUGUUGCCAUUCCCCUGGUCAACUUGACCAGUCACCCGGAAGGGCAGAUUAAUUGUUAUAUCUCCUGUAUCGAGAUUUCUUCGGACACUUCAAGAAGUUUGAGCACACGAGGAGGAAGUUCAAUAAUAUCUUUUGGAACUCUGUACUUCGAUAUCAUGCCAUUGUAUAUACUUGCUGCAUUAGUUAUGCUUAACGAGGUUAGGGACAUAGCAUCAUACAUUUGCUCUAACUGGACUAUAGUAGCCUUGGUAUGUCAAUAUGUGAAGCAUGGUUCUAGGCGACAAUCUGCUACCAUGCAGAGAUGUGUUAGUUGUGUGCUAUGGAUCAAAGGCAAGUUCACAAGGAAUUCGGAGGACAAAAUGAGUCAGUCCUCAAUUUUGGCGCUCCACCCAAGGAAAACUCCAAUGGCUCUUCUUCAGCGUCUUCAUCUAGCAGGCCAACCUAAGAAGACACCAAGUGCAGUGAAAUCUGCUAUCGUUGGUGCACUGAGAAACAGCUACAAGAGAGGACAAAUCAGUGGUCAUGUGCCAUCUUUCCAAAGGAUCCUACAUCUGCAAGACGACAACAAGAUAAUUUGGACAUUUGGGGAAAGAGGUACAACCGAGAUCAUGCUUGUAUGUCACAUUGCCACGGCAAUCCUCGGAGCAAGGUCGCGACCGCAUCAACCUCCAUCCAACUCUGACCAUAUGUCUGCUGCCAAUCACAUAUCGCAGUAUUGCGCCUACCUGGUGGCACACUGUCCUGAGCUACUUCCUGAAGAUGAUGAAUGGUGCAAGAGCCUAUACAAGGCCAUCAAGAAAGAUGCCAAGCGUGUACUCGUUGGCAAAAAAAUUAGGCAGUCGAUGACAUCUGAGCUGGAGUGCCAGAACUGGUUGAUUGAGUUGCUGUGUGCAGAGGGUAAACAUGAGGUGCUCUUGGAUGGCGCGAGGCUUGCGGAGCGGUUGGUUGGGCUAACUGAAGAAGAAGGAGAGGAGAUGGCGUGGAAGGCCCUCGCAGUCUUUUGGUCAGAGAUGAUCCUGUAUGUCGCCCCGUCACACAACAUCGAUGGGCAUUUGGAGGCGAUCGCCCGUGGCGGCGAGCUGAUAACUCUUGUCUGGGCUUUGGUCACCCACCUCGGCAUAGUCGGUAGGUCCGACGACAUCACUGAUAGUGCUACUACCAUUGAUGUUUAA